GUCCGCAUUCCUGGUCCUGUUUCUACAUCCAGCAGAGAACUUUUUAAAAGGAGCUACCUUCCAGAGUGACAAAUACUACGUCUUCUACUCCUACAGCCCCUUCUUUUUCUUUUCUUCUUCUUCUCUGACAAGAGGAUGGACUCAGUGAUGCCCCCUGGCGUCUCUCCAGUGUCUGUCUGCUCUCUGUUAGCAUGUAGCAUCCAAAUGAUAGCAGCUGUAUUACUAAUGUUCAGGUUAGGUAGACAGAGCUCUUCAGUGGAUAAGUGGAUCCUGCUCUGGCUUUUCUAUGAUGUCAUUGUCCACCUGACACUGGAGGGUCCCUUUGUUUACAUGUCUCUGGUUGGGACGGUGGAGACGUCUGAAGGUCCGCUAGCUGAACUUUGGAGAGAGUACAGCAGAGCAGACAGUCGUUGGCUGACUUCUGAUCCAACAAUCGUCUCAAUUGAACUUCUGACUGUGUUCCUGGACUCUGUGAUUGGUGUGCUGCUGAUACACGCAAUACUACAGGAGAGAUACUACAGACACUUCCUGCAGAUCACUCUGAGCGUGUGCGAGCUUUAUGGCGGCUGGAUGACCUUUGCUCCUGAGUGGCUUGUGGGCAGUCCCAGUCUGAACACGUCCAGCUGGCUGCACCUGUGGGUCUACCUUGUCUUUUUUAAUGGGCUCUGGGUCCUGGUCCCGGUCCUGCUGCUGAUACAAUCAUGGAUUUCCCUCAAGAGUCUGCACGCGCUCCAAGUGGAUGACCAUGUUAACAGGAAGAAGAUGUAGAGAUCUGAAUGAUUUAGAACUUUCCAUUGAUCAAAACACUCACUCAUGAAUAAACUAUUUUAUUGGUAUCACA
This is a messenger RNA of Labrus bergylta (ballan wrasse), 841 nucleotides long. It is a transcript of the gene ebpl, whose product is annotated as EBP like. Gene Ontology annotation, cellular component: membrane; endoplasmic reticulum. Gene Ontology annotation, biological process: sterol metabolic process. Gene Ontology annotation, molecular function: cholestenol delta-isomerase activity. NCBI's taxonomy places the organism in Eukaryota, Metazoa, Chordata, Actinopteri, Labriformes, Labridae. The record is from RefSeq and is a predicted model, not a curated record.